AUGACGGACGAAACGACGCUUCCUAUCCUGUUAAAGUUCGAGCCCAACAAGAUGGCGUGGAUGUCUUGGAGGUCACGGUACCAGAACUUCAUUAAACUCCAAAAGGUCACCGACGAAGAGGAGCAGAAGCGGGUUCUGCUGGACUCAUUAGGUGUGGAAGCCUAUGAAAUGGUACACGCUAUGUGCCUGCCGAACGAUCCAGCCGACAAGACACUCGCAGAAGUUCUCGCCAAACUGGAAAGGGCAUACGUGAAAAAGACCCUGAAAUCCACCGAAUGGGCCAAGUAUUUCGUAUUGAAGCAGGAUACGGGCGAAACUCUUUUGGAUUUCGCAAACAAACUCCGCAAAAAGGCCAUCCUGUGCAGCUUCCCAGCGGACGUUCUGGAGGACAACAUGAAAGCAACCUUUUUGAACGGGCUGCAGGGAGAGGCUACCAGGCGACAUCUGAUGUCGAAGGACUACGACACACUGGAUAAAGCUCUGGAGCUGGUGGAACAGUUCGAGCUAUCCCAGGCUAGCGCGAAGAAGGCGCCGGGCAGUGUGGACGUAGCGCGCAUCAGUGGUGGGCCGAGGCGGGGCGGCGGUCAAGGUCGUCAACGCGGAAAUCGUCGUGGUACGGGACAGAAAGCGCGUGGCGGCGGAGCAAGCCAGAACGCGGCGGGUAGCAGUGCGAAAUGCUACGGCUGCGGUAAUUCAGGCCACGUCCGUGCAGACUGCUGGGCGAAGGAUGUCACCUGCCGCAAUUGUAACAAGAAAGGUCACAUUGCGAAGAUUUGCACUGCGCCCAGGCAGAACCAGCAGCGUGGAGACGGACGACGCACAAUGCUAGUCGAAGAAGAAUUCGACGUGUUGGCAGUGGAAGCGGCUGGCAGCCAGUCCAUACGCAUACAGCUGAAGUUGAACGGCACGCCAGUGCCAGCAGUGCUGGAUACGGGAUCGGACGUUACCAUCGUCACGGCAGAGACGUGGAGGAGGAUUGGUUCGCCGCGACUGUCCCCGUAUACGCAGCCGCUGAGGAGCUUCACUGGCCAUGCGCUGACAGUGAUCGGGACCGCCACCGUGGACGUGCAACGCGCUAGCGUACGGAAGCAGUUGCCGGUGGUGGUAGUGGGCCGUGGUGGCGAUGUGAUCGGCCGCGACUGGAUACGCGCCCUGGAUCUGAGCCACAUGAGCCUACGUGACCUGCAGGCUAGUUCAGUGUAUAGCGUUGCGAGCAGUCUGGAAGAAGUCCUCGACCGGCACAAGGAAGUGUUUCGCGAUGAGCUGGGUCAUUGCAAGCGGUAUAAGGCGCGUCUCCAUUUGAAACCGGGAGCACGGCCAGUGUUCUGCAAACCCCGUACAGUGCCAUUCGCGUUCCGGGAGGCGGUCGAGAAGGACCUGGAGCGUUUGGUGGAGCGCGGCAUACUCACUCCAGUCGAACACGCCGAUUGGGCGGCGCCCAUUGUGGGGACGCUGAAGAGGGCUGGAGAUGUGCGAACGUGUGCCGAUCUAAGCACUGGUCUGAACGACUCGUUAGACGUUCAGAAGUACCCGCUUCCAACUCCUGACGAAUUAUUCGCCAAGUUAAACGGCGGAGAGAAAUUCAGUACGCUGGAUCUCGCCGAGGCGUAUGCCCAAGUGGAACUGGACGACGACAGCAAACAGCUUGUGGUUAUCAAUACACACAAGGGACUGUUUCGGUAUAAUCGACUGCCGUUCGGAGUCGCCAGUGGGCCCAGUAUAUUCCAGCAAAUUAUGGAGCAGAUUCUCCAUGGCUGCGAAGGUGUGGCCAUAUACCUUGACGAUAUUAUCGUCACCGGCGCCACGGAUGAAGAGCACCUGCGAAACCUCGAAAAGGUCAUGGCACGGUUGGCAGAGCACGGACUAACGCUGAAGCGCAGCAAGUGUCAUUUCAUGCAACUGUCCGUGGAGUAUUUGGGCUUCAUCGUGGACAGUCGUGGCCGCCACAUUUCGAGAAACCGUGUGAAGGCGUUGCUGGAUAUGGGUCCGCCGAAGAACGUAAGUGAACUGCGCGCAUUCCUCGGCAUGGUGAACCACUAUGCCAAAUUCGUGAAGAACCUGUCAGCAAAGUGUCAUGUGUUCCACAACCUCCUGAAAGCUGACGUGACAUGGGCGUGGUCAAAACAAUGCGAAGAGCAGUUCGCUGAGUUGAAGCAAGAGAUUGCCCGAGCCACGUUCUUGGUGCAUUACGACCCGGCGAUGCCGCUGAUGGUAGCAGCCGACGCAUCGCAGUACGGCAUUGGAGCGGUGCUGUGCCAUCGGUUCCCGGACGGUACGGAGAGACCGAUUGCGCACGCAUCCCGGAGCCUUAACGCCGCCGAGACCAGAUACGGGCAGAUUGAGAAGGAAGCUCUCGCCCUGGUCUUCGGGUGCAAGAAAUUCCACCAGUAUAUUGCUGGGAGGGAGUUCACCCUGCUGACGGACCACAAGCCGCUGCUGAGCGUGUUUGGAGGCCGAAAAGGGAUACCGGUGGUGACCGCGAACCGCCUUCAGCGCUGGGCGUUGAUGCUGAUGGCGUACAGUUUUGCCAUCGAGUACCGGCGGACAGAAGAGUUCGGCCAGGCGGACGGGUUAAGCAGGUUACCACUGCAUUCCACGGAGCUGACCGAGUUGGGUAACCUGGGAAUGGACAGCAUAGUCAGUGCUGUGCACACGGAGAACGCGGGACGGUUACCAGUGUCAGUAGAAUCCGUGGCAAAGGAAACCCGCGCAGAUGCGGAGCUCAGCAUCGUUCUGGAAUACGUCCAGACUGGAUGGCCGAGCGUGGUAAGGGAAGAGCUGCGACCGUAUAAGCGGCUAGAAAGUGAACUGGUGACAGUGAACGGGUGUCUGUGCUGGGGCACGCGGACGGUGAUUCCGAAGAAGCUGCAAGCGCAGAUACUGUCGUACCUGCAUGAAAGCCACCUUGGAGCGGCAAAGAUGAAGGGUGAAGCCCGAGGGUACUGUUGGUGGCCGUCCAUGGACCGGGACGUGGGGCGGGUGUCUAAAGCGUGCCGUGUAUGCACUGAACGUGCAGGAGAAACGGCGAAGGUCCCACUGUCACCGUGGCCAGUGCCCGACGGACCAUGGAGACGACUCCAUGUAGACUUUGCCGGGCCGUUCCAUGGCACGAUGUUGUUCGUCGUGGUCGACGGUAUGUCAAAGUGGCCGGAAGUGGUGCCAAUGCGAAGUGCCACAACGGACGCCGUAGUUGAUGCACUGCUGGAUAUGUUCAGCCACUACGGGCCGUGCACCGAAAUUGUAUCCGAUAACGGGACACAGUUCACAUCGGAGCAGUUUAACGGAUUCUGCCAGCAGUACGGCAUCCGGCACCUGCGAACGCCACCGGGCCAUCCCCAAUCGAAUGGCCAAGCGGAACGUUACGUCCAGACGGUGAAGGACGGCGUAUCCAAGCUCAUGGCCGACCAGAAGCGCCUGCCGGUUGCGCUGAGGGAGUUCCUUUGGCGCUAUCGUAACGCCCCUCACGCAACGACUGGGAAAACGCCGGCCGAGUUGUUUUUGGGUCGGAAGAUGCGCUCGACGCUGGAUCUGCUAGUCCCUGUGCUGCUGACCACGGCAGAGAAGAUCAGGGAGCGCCACCGCCGAAAUUUCAACCAGCACACAAAGGAGAAAGACUUUCGGUUGGGCGACUUGGUCGUGGUGCGAGACUAUCGCCCAAGCCGCGCAGUGGAUUGGAUCAGCGGCAAGCUAAUUAAGCGAGAAAGCCGGCUGAUCUGGGAGGUACAGGUGAGCGAUCUGCUGUGGAGGCGGCAUGCAAACCAAAUACGCCCUCGUUUUUGGUUGGAGACGCCGGAAAACACGGAAGCAGAUACGGCAAAAGGUCAAACGGCCGUGGAGACAUCGGUAGCAUUUCCUCCGGCGAAAGUAAUGGAAAAGACAGUCUCGCCUACUAGAGCGCGCACGCCGACGCCACCAACGCAGACGCAAUCGGAGGUGAAACCACAGCCCCAGGUGAUAGUACAGCCGGACGUAAAGCCAACUUUUCCGCCCAUUACACAGGAACUGACGCUGGCGGCACCAGUCGCGCCGCCAAAGGUACAGCCGACAGUUCCACCAUCCGGUAAGGUGAAACCAGCGAAAGCUGCGAAGGCUGCACAGCCACCUGAGGAAAUACGCAGAACUGGAAGAACGAACGCCGGAAAAGCCCCAAAACUGUUGAUAAAUGAAAUGUAAUUUUCUUUUUUUUAUUUUAUUGAUGGUUUUAUGAGUGGGCAACCCACUGGGGGAGAUGCAGCGCGUAGCAACGACUAUUGUGUUAUGUAUUGUCAGU
This is a messenger RNA of Paramacrobiotus metropolitanus, 4270 nucleotides long. RefSeq lists its product as uncharacterized. The record is from RefSeq and is a predicted model, not a curated record. Lineage: Eukaryota; Metazoa; Tardigrada; Eutardigrada; Parachela; Macrobiotidae. The transcript has a single exon. Gene Ontology annotation, biological process: proteolysis; DNA integration. Gene Ontology annotation, molecular function: zinc ion binding; nucleic acid binding; aspartic-type endopeptidase activity. Bases 1 to 4173 code for a protein of 1390 amino acids.